AUGCCAGCUGAUAUUCCAAAGUCUGUUGUCCAAAAAUUGGUGUUUUUCACCGCAGCUAUGAUAAUAUUUCCUGUCGUGACAUUCUUCGUGUGCCAAUACUUGUUCAGCAAUAAUGCCAUAAUAAGUGGAGGAGUCUCUGCACUCGUGGCAAAUAUUGUGCUAAUUGGAUAUGUGGUGGCCGCAUUUAUGGAAGACACCACAGAACAUGAGCCAGAAGAGACGAAGAAGUCAAGAUAA
This is a messenger RNA of Debaryomyces fabryi, 237 nucleotides long. RefSeq lists its product as uncharacterized. The coding region runs from base 1 to 237 and encodes 78 amino acids. Gene Ontology annotation, cellular component: endoplasmic reticulum membrane. Lineage: Eukaryota; Fungi; Ascomycota; Pichiomycetes; Serinales; Debaryomycetaceae. Gene Ontology annotation, biological process: vacuolar proton-transporting V-type ATPase complex assembly. The record is from RefSeq and is a predicted model, not a curated record. The transcript is spliced from 2 exons.